This is a messenger RNA of Xenopus laevis (African clawed frog), 6907 nucleotides long. It is a transcript of the gene plch2.S, whose product is annotated as 1-phosphatidylinositol 4,5-bisphosphate phosphodiesterase eta-2. Gene Ontology annotation, molecular function: phosphoric diester hydrolase activity; hydrolase activity; calcium ion binding. Lineage: Eukaryota; Metazoa; Chordata; Amphibia; Anura; Pipidae. Gene Ontology annotation, biological process: release of sequestered calcium ion into cytosol; signal transduction; lipid metabolic process. The record is from RefSeq and is a predicted model, not a curated record. The transcript is spliced from 27 exons. Bases 628 to 6138 code for a protein of 1836 amino acids. Gene Ontology annotation, cellular component: cytoplasm; plasma membrane.
GCUGCAGUGACUGCCUGGAUUACCCAGAGCGAGAUCAGUGUGGGAUAAGGAAAGUCACUAGCAGACACCGAAGGAAGUUUCUACUUCUGCACUUUACUGGAAGGAUCUGUCAAAACUGCAGCACAGAAUGAAAACAGACUUGUCCUUGGAAGAGUCCCAGUUAAGCGAGAGGAGCUUUCAGUUCUGCUGCUCGCCAAUCCUGUAACCAUGGCAACAUACUCUAGAAAAGAAAUUCAACCACAUUGCUUGCUGUCUUCAAAUCUGAUGAAAAGGAUGAAGAUAAAAAUCUGAUGAGAAGAGAUAAUUGGAAGAGGCUGUAAUUGGAUUGCUGUAAUCUGGAGACAGCGAGGGAAUUUAGUCUUCUGGAUUUAGUUUGGACACACCUCCGUCCUGGUUCAGUCUUAUCAUUUGUAGUGCAGCACGUGCCUCAAGGCCUCAAAAUAACUGCCUGAACUGUAAACUUCCAGAUGACAGUACUGAGCACUUUGUAAAACCACACAAUACAAACAAAGAGCCUCCUCUAGUAGCGGCCACACUUGCACCCAAUGUGAUACACGCUGCACGCUGGAACUCUACAAUAUUGUCGCUGGAUUACUGAAAUUUGAAGACUCUGUUGGUGAAACCACCAUGGCAUUUUCAUCUCGAAAAGUGAACAUAAAAAAGAAGCCACCUGAGCCUUCUGUGAAUGGCGAGGAGCAGGAUUUUAUUUUCCUGUCAGAAAACGUUCUGCUCGUGGUGGAAAGAUGCAUGAACUCUAUGCAAGCUGGUACCCAAAUGAUCAAACUCCGGGGUAGCUCCAAAGGUUUGGUGCGUUUUUAUUACCUUGAUGAGCACAAGUCCUGUAUAAGGUGGAGACCCUCGAGAAAGAAUGAAAAGGCCAAGAUCUCCAUUGAUUCCAUUCAGGAGGUGUGUGAGGGCAAACAGUCUGAGAUUUUCCAGCGUUAUGCGGAUGGAAGCUUUGAUCCAAAUUGCUGUUUCAGUAUCUACUACGGGGAUCACAUGGAGUCUCUGGACCUGGUGUCCUCGAGUGGCGAAGAGGCACGGACAUGGAUUACUGGCUUGAAAUAUCUCAUGGCAGGGAUAAGUGAUGAGGACAGUCUUUCCAAGCGUCAAAGAACCCGCGACCAAUGGUUGAAGCAGACAUUUGAUGAGGCAGACAAGAAUGGAGACGGGUGCUUGAGUAUUAAUGAGGUCUUACAACUCAUGCACAAACUGAAUGUCAACCUCCCACGACAGAAAGUGAAGCAGAUGUUCAAGGAGGCAGACACUGACGAUAACCAAGGCACGCUUGGUUUUGAUGAGUUCUGUGCAUUUUAUAAGAUGAUGUCAACAAGAAGGGAUCUAUACCUGCUAAUGCUUACAUACAGCAACCACAAGGACCACUUGGAUCCAGAUGACCUAAAACGAUUUCUAGAAGUUGAACAAAAGAUGAUGAAUGUGAGAAAGGAAUACUGCUUGGAUAUUGUUGGUAAAUUUGAACCAUGUCCAGAGAAUAAAAAUCAAGGGGUGCUUGGAAUAGAUGGUUUCACCAACUAUAUGCGCAGUCCAGCAGGCGAUAUCUUCAAUCCGGACCACUAUCAAGUGAAUCAGGAUAUGACCUUACCCUUGAGUAACUAUUUCAUUGCAUCCUCUCACAACACAUAUCUAAUGGGAGAUCAGUUAAUGUCUCAGUCUCGAGUAGACAUGUAUGCGUGGGUAUUGCAAGCCGGCUGCCGUUGUGUGGAGGUUGACUGUUGGGAUGGACCUGACGGAGAACCAAUUGUUCAUCAUGGCUAUACUUUAACCUCUAAAAUUCUUUUCAAAGAUGUGAUAGAAACUAUUAACAAAUAUGCAUUCAUCAAAAAUGACUACCCUGUCAUCUUGUCUAUUGAAAACCACUGCAGUGUGGUGCAGCAGAAAAAGAUGGCUCAGUACCUGAUUGAAAUCUUGGGUGACCAAUUAAAUCUCUCUGAUGUAGUCAAUGAAGAUUCAACAAAACUGCCUUCGCCACAAAGCCUAAGGGGGAAAAUAUUAGUGAAGGGAAAGAAGCUUCCUGCCAGUAUCAGCGAUGACGCAGAGGAAGGAGACGUUUCAGAUGAAGACAGUGCAGAUGAGAUUGACGAUGACUGCAAGUUAAUAAAUGGCGAUUGGAAGGCAUCUGCUAACAGAAAGCAAGUAGAAAACAUUGCAAAGAAGAAACUUGACUCGCUGUUGAAAGAAUCAAAAAUCCGAGACUGUGAGGAUCCUAAUAAUUUCACUGUCACCACACUGCCACCAUCUGGGAAACACAGCCAGAAACAAGAAUUAAAAAAGAAAUGUAGCUCUGGAUCUAAAGGAGAAAGGGCUUUGAGUAAAACUGAGGAAGAAGUUGAGUCUGGAGAGGAGCCAAGCCCCAACAAGAGGCACAGUCGUUCUUUGAUGGGAAGUUUUUCCAAGCACAAGAAAAAAGGUGGAAGAAUCAAAAAGUGUUCAAGCUUAGAAGAAGGGGACGAGAGCCUGGACCGUCAGGGAAGCUUAGCAAGAGCUCCAGUGCAUUACAGCAGAAUAAACAGACAAAAGAAAACCAUGAAGCUGUCAAGAGCUCUGUCUGACCUGGUCAAAUACACUAAAUCAGUUGGUAUCCAUGAUGUGGAAACUGAAAUCUCUUGCAGCUGGCAAGUUUCAUCAUUUAGUGAAACAAAAGCUCACCAGAUCCUUCAGCAGAAACCAGCACAGUUUGUCCGGUUUAACCAGCACCAGCUCUCUCGCAUUUAUCCAUCAUCCUACAGAGUCGACUCCAGUAACUACAACCCACAGCCAUUUUGGAAUGCCGGUUGUCAAUUAGUUGCUUUAAACUACCAGUCGGAAGGAAGAAUGUUGCAGUUAAACCGAGCCAAGUUCAACAGCAAUGGAAUCUGCGGCUAUGUGCUGAAACCGAAAUGCAUGUGUCAAGGUGCCUUUAAUCCUAAUUCUGAAGAUCCUUUACCAGGACAAAUGAAGAAACAGCUUGUUUUGAGAAUAAUCAGUGGCCAACAGCUACCAAAGCCAAAAGACUCCAUGCUAGGAGAUCGUGGAGAGAUCAUUGAUCCUUUUGUAGAAGUUGAGCUUAUUGGUUUGCCAGUGGAUUGUUUCAAAGAACAAACACGAGUUGUUGAUGAUAAUGGAUUCAACCCUAUGUGGGAGGAAACCCUUGUGUUUACAGUGCACAUGCCAGAAAUCUCAUUAAUUCGUUUUCUUGUGUGGGAUCAUGAUCCAAUUGGCCGGGAUUUCAUUGGACAAAGGACCCUUUCAUUUAGCAGCAUGAUGCCAGGCUAUCGACAUGUGUACCUAGAAGGUAUGGAGGAGGCAUCCAUCUUUGUUCAUGUAGCAAUCAAUGACAUCAGUGGUAAGUGGACUUCUCUGUGUCAAAAAUCUACUUUUAGAAGCAGAGACAUUUUAGGAGCCAUGAAGGUCAAACAGGCCGCGGGCUUAAAAGGACUCUUUCUGAGAAAUCCAAAGCAAGCUUCACUGGACAGUCAUGCUGCUGGACAGCUCCAUCAGAAACAUUCCAUUAGUAGCCACAUUUUAAGGAGAACUGCAAGUGCUCCUACUAAGGGCCAACAAAAAAACAAAAAGGGCUUCCCAGAAAUUGCCAUUGACUCCAAAGAUAACAGCUCGGAAGGACCUAGUGAAGAUCGGGAGACUGAUGAUUCGUCUCUGCCCCGAUUUGAACAAGAUCCUGAAAGUGCUUCUCCAACUCUUCCUUCUUGGGAUGGUACUAAUGUGGAAUUAAACAGCAAGAGUUUAAAAGGUAAGCGUUUUAGUUCAAGAAAAAGCAAAAGCCACGUCCGUAUUUCUAGGUGUGCAACGUUCAGUGAACCUCAACAAAGAACUAACAAAGUUGCUUUUCAGGACAGUACUCCUAAUAAACCAGGUGUAUUUGCCCGCUGUGCAAUGAAUGGCUCAGGUAGCAUUGGAAUGGCAACAAACUGUAUCAGGUGUAUGAUCGGUUCGAAAGAGAGCCCAGAUUUAGAAUGUAAACGGUAUGAUACAAACAGACCUAUUGUGAGUGAUAGCCCAGUUCACGACCAGUAUAGUGUACCAGGAGAAGAAAGGUUAGAGUUGCAAUAUUAUGGUAUCACAGAGCAGCCGAGGAGGCAACAGAAAGACUUACUAGCAUUCACUGACAAUGAUGAUCUAUCAAAAAACUCUCAAUCAUUUGUUAUCCCGGGGAAGAAAAAUGGAGACCACAAAUGUGCUGGGAUGAAAAGUCAUCCUAGGCAGCGAUGGCAAUGCCUAACUGGUUGCACGUAUGGAAGUACUAUCAAUUUGGUCCCCGCCGGCAGUGGUUCAGUAUCCUCCAACUCCAGCAGCUUAGAGAGUCUCGGAAGUCCAGAGUUGUCCAAGGCCUGGCAUGAAAAUUCCCGAAGGCAAGCGGGUACCCUACAGAGGGAAAUGAAUGCCUUGUUUGUACAAAAACUGGAGGAAAUUCGCAGUAAAUCCCCAAUAUUUUUUACUGACCCACGAGAAUUACUUCUUUAUAGAUCGGCCUCUUCUUUAUGCAGUCUUGAAACCAUUAAAGAAGAGCCUCUAUUUGCCAAGGAAAAAUCUCCCAGUCAAGCUUUUUCCCAGCCUGUUGACUAUCUUAAAAGUUGUGAAAGCUCUGUGUGUGAGCAGCCCAAGGAAUCUCUGUCUGAAAAUAGUAACCCAGCUAUUAACUCUGAAAAUGUGCAACGACCAAGCAAACUGAAUGUUGAGCCAACCAUAAUCAAGGUGCUUGCUAUAAGUAAUGAACCAAAUCCGAAUUAUGGAAAAGUUAAUAUAGGAAAAGCAUACAAUGACAGGAAUGGAAAAAUUCUCCGCUCGGUCAAUGGGAAAAAUGAUAGCACAAGUCUAAUUCAUUCAUCCCAGAUUAAGCCAGGAAUGUCUUUACUUGCUGAUGUUUCAAAAAAGGGUAAUGAACAAUGUCCGGUCAAAAGUAACCAAGCUGCACAAUCUUCCUUUCCAGCUAGUAAUCAGUCAAUUGCAAACAGAAUGAUGUGCACUAAUCUAACAUAUCAACAAACCAGGCCAACACCAAACAUGAAACCUUCAAUUGUUCCUCCUGUUCAAAGAAUGCAGUAUGAUAGGCCUGACUCAAAGCCCUCAGUGGUUCAUGAUAGCAAACACACACCUGUAAGGAGAACAAAGAGUGAGGGCUAUGUUGUUUCAGACUGCUCAGCCUUAAGCUUAAAUUCUACAUGUCAGUCCCCUGUGGCUGAACUAUAUUCUGAUGCCACAGUUAAUGAUAGAAUUUGGAGCAAACUGGAGUUAAACACUCAUAGGGAUAGUAUGUCUUCGUCUUCCAGCAAGUCAUCCAAUGACACCGUCAUUGACCUGUCUUUGCCUAAUUUAGCUCGAAAAAGCUUAUUGGAUCUUGACAUCUCUGAUGAUAACUUUGAAAAUAUACAUAUAAACAAUACCAUUCGGCCAAGAUCUGCAACAUCUUUAACAAAGGAAAUGUCGCUAGGAGUAAUGAAAAGUAAGUCUAACCCCAAUUUAGUAUUGAACAACCAAGCAAUAGAUGAACUCUCUCCUAGACCACUGGCUAGAAGUCCAGUAGAAGCAUUGCCACCCUUGCCACGAAGGAACACCUGGAAUAGGUUGUAUGUAAACAGUCUUAAACAGACAAAUAAAAAGCCCCCUCAUGAAAACACCCCAUCAACUAACCAGUCAAUGUCAAAAAGUCUUGGAGACUUGACUUCAGAUGAUAUUUCAUGUAAUUUUGAAAGUAAGUACAGAAUUAUAAGUAGAGGUUUCAUUACUAGAUCAAUGAGGGCACAAAGAAGACCAACCAGUGUAAAGGGUUCAGUCAAGUCUUCAGAUUCAUUGACAGAACAGCUGAAAAAGCUAACAAGCUUUCAGAAAGAAAAUGACAUCACAUCCCCAACUGAGGUUGAACCUGUCCAGUGUGAGAAUGAAGACACCGCUUUCCUGCGAAGGACAUCCUCCAGAAGUCAGAGUAGAGUAAGAUAUAUUGCAAACAGAGCCAAACAGGCUCAAGAAAGGCAAAGGCUCCAAAACAUGUGUCGGAUAAAUGGAAAUUCCAUCGAAGAAAGAGGAAAUCCAGAAGGAGCAUGUGCAAUAAGUAAAGGGUUCUGUAUGGAUUCUCUUUCUCCCACACAGUUUACACCUGAAACUUUGGACAAAUUUGGAACUUAAUAAUAUAAUUGUGUAGAAAAAAAACUUGGCAUUUCUAUUCAUGUUAACUGUGUAUAUGAUAAAGUCGUCCAUACAAGAUAUACCUCGAAAGAGUAAAAAACAACUGGGGACAGCUCGAGCACUUAAAGUACUGUAUAUAUUAUAUAUUUUUGAACUAGCAAGUUUACAAUGGGUCUGCAGUCCCCCACAAAUCUGUAUUACAGUUAUUCGUUUUUUCUAUUAAGAAAAGUUGGUCCCUAAAAUCCACUUCUGGAGGUGUGGCCUCUCCGGAACUACUGCCUAUCCUAACAUUUUGGUUGAUCCAUUAGGCCACUAACAGUAUAUUACCCUUUGUCCCACUACUGCCAGUGUGAAAUAAUGUGAUAUUUUUAAAAUACUGCUGUACAUAGCACCUUUGAGGUACACUUUUAUUUUAUUUUUUGCACUGCCAUAAAAAAAUAUAAGGUAUGUUUUUAAAAAAAAAAAUGCAUUUUAAUAUUCUUCCUAAUGUAUUAUGGCUGUAUGACAAUAAUUCUGUUAACCUUGUUUUUUUUAUAGUUUUUAGGGAAUUUUUUUUAAUUAGACUUUUCAUUUAUAUUAAGCUUGAUGUACUUUUUAGAGAAGCAAAUUAGUUAAAAGUGUAUGUUCAGCAACAUCCAUUUACCAUUUCUGUUGCUCUUUUUUUAUUCGUUUUUCCAUCUUCAAGUAAAUAUUAUAUGUAAUGAAAUAUUUUAACACAAUGUUUGUAAGCCAGAAAAAAAAAUCUAUUAAAUAAAAUUAUUUAACCUUA